GAAGUGAACACCGGAAGUAUGUGCAUAGCGUCCCUGGAUGCAGCUGUCGAGCUCCCUGUAGUAGUUGACAUCGGUUCAUAGCUAACUGCCUGUGGGCGUAUUACACGAUAAAAGAACGAUGAAUCACUAAUUAUCUUAGCAUACCUCAAUUGCAGAGGAACAGUGUUGUCCACCGGUAGACGCGAUGAACUCUGCGGCUCUGCAGAUUGGAGACCAGCUCAUCCUGGAAGAGGAAUAUGAUGAGACCUACAUUCCCUCCGAACAGGAUAUCCAAGAAUAUGCCCGGGAGAUUGGCAUUGAUCCUGAUCGGGAGCCAGAGCUCCUGUGGCUAGCACGGGAGGGCAUUGUGGCCCCGCUGCCUCCUGAGUGGAAGCCCUGCCAGGAUGUGACAGGGGAUGUAUAUUACUUCAACUUCUGUACAGGCCAGUCUACCUGGGACCACCCCUGUGAAGAGUACUACCGCCAACUGGUGGUUCAGGAACGGGAGCGGGCCAAAUCCCAUAGCAACCCUGGAAAAAAGAAAGAGAAGAAAGAAAAGAAAAGUAAGAAGGGGAAGAAAGAAAAAAAAGACAAGGAGCCCAUGAAGAUCCCUGAUCCUGUGAGCGCAACACUUGGACCCCUUCAAGCCCCACUGGGGACCCUUGCCCCUUUGCGGGGCCUGUCAGAUGGACCCAUGUCCUCUCUCCAUGGUUCUCUCAGUGGCUCAGGGACUCUGGAGCCUCUCAAAAUGCCACUGAGGGUUCCAGUCUCUGGUUUGGGCUCCACUCCAGAAGGCCAGAAACAAGAGGAAAGUGUGUCACCUUCAUUGCCUGAAUUUGAAGUUGAGGAGGAUAAAUUCUCUGAGGAAGAGAGCUUGAGAGGGACCCCAAGGCUGCUGAAAAACCUUCACCUGGACCUGGACUCCCUGGGUGGAGGUUUGCAGUAUGAGGACAGUGAAGCCAGUGUGGAGGCUGCCGUGGAGGAGAAGACAGAGCCAGAAUUGCAGGGCCUCGCCCUCUCAGCAGACCACAGCCCUGAGCCACCAUCCCAGGGCUCUGAGGCGAGUGAACACAUAGAUGUGGCUUUGGCAUCUUUCGAUAACCUCAAGGUUGCAUUCAGGUCAGGGCUGUUGGAGAACAUUCUGGAUCUGGAUGAUCUUUCGCCUGCAGAAAUUACACCACCAUUGGUUUCUGUCAAAUCAGAGAACAACAGGAAUGUGAAUGCAAAGAUAGAAGAGAGAGCUAAAACUGCAGAGGCAACAGGCAGCUUUCUCCAGGUGGCAGUCCAAGACAAGAGCCUGGGCGGUGAGAGCCAGGACACUUCAUGUUCUGGACCUAGGCCAGAGGUAGAAGGGGGUAGCAUGAGCCUGGGGAAGAGGCUGGAAUCCUGCCGGGGAAAACUGCUGCGGAGCCCCCAUGCUGACUCCACAGAGCAAGUCCUGGACCAGCAGGUACAAGGAUACAAAGAGGAACUUCAACUUCGGCUGGAGGAGGAGAAAGAGAGGGAAGCCAAUGCAGAGUUUGAGAGAGCGCUACAGGAGAGACUGCGGUCCAUGAGGAAGGACAUCAGAAAGCAGGAGGAGCAGGAGGAGCAUAGGCUGCAAAAGGAAAAGGAGGAGAGAAUUCGAAUCCUGAAGCAGCAUCUACAGGAGGAGGAGAUGCAAGAGGAAGCGACGCUGAGGAAGGAGUCACAGCUCCGCCUGAAGGAAUUACGGGAAUCUGUGCUGCAAGAGGGGGAGACCCAGCAGCAGAAACUUAGGGAGGAGAUAGAGUCCAAACUGCAACAGUUAAGGACAGCAGCUGAAGCAGAGAUGAUGGUGGAAAAGGAGAAGCUGGAUAGGAGGAGGAAGGCAGACUUGGAGUCCCUGAGGCAGGAGAACAAGGACCUGCUGGAGGCUGAAAGGCACAGGCUGCAGAAGGAGAGAGAGCAGCAGCUUGAGGCUCUCAGAUCAGAGGAGAAGAUCAGUGACCUCCAGGAGGAUCUAAGGACACCUCGUCCUGUGCAGUACCUCAGCUCUUACCAGAAGGAGCUGGGUGACGUGUUGCAAGAGAUGAGGCAGGAGGUGCAGAAAGACCACAGUCGGAAGCUCGAGCUCCUGAGAGAGGAACACCAAUGUGAACUGGAGUCAAUCAGGGAGAAUCACCUAGUUGAGGAGAGCCGACAGAGAGAGCAGCUGCUCUCAGUACUGCAGGAGGAGAGGAGGCGGCUGCUGGCCUCCCACAGCUCUCAACUGGAAGAUCUACGCAUGCAGCUCAACUCUCAGUUGCAGCAAACCCGCCAGGAACAGGCACUCAAGGAGGCUCAGCUGCAGGAGCAGGGUCAGCUACUCGAGCUUAGAAUCAAAGAGCUGAAGGACCAGACUGCAGUACUGCAAGCUGAGGUGAAAGAGUUGAAAAAGAGAAAGCAGGAAUUGGGAGAGGAAGAAAAAGAAAAGCUGAGAGAAAAGGAGAUUUUGCCUUGCCUUCUGCAAGAGAGAGAUGGUGCUCGGGAAGAGAGGGAUCGUCUGCAGGUGGAGGUGGGUAGAGUUCGGGAAGAGAGGGACCGAGCGAGGGAGGAGGGCAGGAGACUGAGAGAGGAAAAACUCCGACUGGAGAGCAAAGUGGAACUUCUGCAGGAACGCUGUGACCAACUGAGCUGCAGAGUCAGCGACUUGGAACAGCGUGAGAGCACAAGGCAGGCUGGUACCAGGUUGAAGCAAGUCCAAAAGAGAGGGAAGGAAAAGGAGAAGAACACAGAGAAAGCGACACCUGCUGAUAAGGACAGAACUUUGCAGCUGGAGGACCUGGAGCACCCAACUUCUACCUCCCCGCUUCCCCCAUCCCAGGGCAGUGAGAGCAGCAUGGACGAUGUACGCCGAUACAUCUCCGCAGAGGGAGUGUCCAUACAGAAAGCCAGACGCUUCCUGGAACAACAAAAUGGCAGUCUGAGUGAGAGACAGGCAAUGCUGCGGGCAGCCCGAAGUAGCUGGGUUCAAGACCCUGCCAGGGCAUCCACUACUCAGGACCUCUUCAGAAAUCUCCAGAAGGAGGCCAGCCACCUGGAGCAGCUGAGAGCCACAGUCCAGCGAGGUCAGACACUUCUGCGUCGGAAAGAGGAGAAACUUAGUCAGCUGGAGAGUUCACUGGCAGAGGAGCUGUCAGAUGACGAUGUGGAAAGAGCCGCAGUAGACAGAAAAGUGACCUUUGAUGUCAGUGACUCCGAUUUGAGCAGCACUGAGGCCCAUGACAGCACAGGUGCCCUACCCUCAGUCCCAGCCAAAGUGCAGCAGUUGGCUGAGUCUCUGCAGCAGAUCUCAGGCCAGCUCAAUACUGUGUUGGGGGCCCUGGACUCCUUGGCUCAGAGACAAGCUCCCCUCUUGCCCCUUGCUAAGGCUUCCUACAAUCCUAUCCCCACACCUCUGCACCAUUCCUUCUCUCAUGGCCUCUCCUCUGCCUGGGCCCCCCCUGUCCAUAGUACCCCUGCCCAAAGUUUGGAGGAGACGCUUGGCACUCGCUGGAGCAAGCUCCUUCCUGCUGGGCCUCUACAAGCUUCUGGGAAUGCAGAAAAAACAUUGCUUCUCUCAGGGUCUCACGCAGCAGUGCAUUCAGCAUUCUCUGGGUACACACCAGCCAGUGAGUAUGCCCGCCGCCUGCGGUCCACAGUGUCCGGUUCAACAGAGGUGGAUGGACAGCGACUCCAGGAACUGAUUGAUGGCAACAAGAGGUGGCUGGAGAGCCGCAGGAAGGACUCCAAUGUGCCUGUAUUCACCCGUGUACAGAAACCUGCCUCCAUGAAUGGGCUGGUACAGCUGAGUCUUGAUGAAAACAACCAGAUAAAGGUGUACCGUUACUAAUUUUAAUGGAGGGAAGAGAGAACAGUGACCUCAAGAGCAGCACAAUUUCACAUCCUGCAAAUGUGUUAACUAUUUCUGAAUUGAAGGUGAAUAAAUGGUAUGACAUUCAACACAUGUGCAGUCCAAGGUAUGACCAGGUGUGAGGCAGCAGUCUGAACUUGUGGAGUUCUUAAUUAACAGCAUAACUUUCCAUUUUCCAAAAUGAUUCCAAAAAUCAGCAGUUGCAUAGGCAUGAUGUUAAUAUGAAAAAUCCUUCCAGCUGCAACAUAAAACUCAGCACAGCAUGGUUUAACCAUGUCCAUUGAAGCAUCUCCCACAGUCCAUUUAAAUAGCUUGGAGGAUUCAUUAGAAAAGCAACUGGUGCGUUUGUUCUCCCCAGUUGUGGUUGCUAGUCCAAGGGUUUCAGUUGAGGUGCAGUUUGUGUUCCUUUCCACCACAAAGAACUUCAGGGCAAUGCAGGGACCUGUAAAUACAGCUGGGCUGCUUUUUGCUUGGUUCAAUUUUUACACUGUGCCAUUUAACCCACUCAUCUGCAUCGCUAUUAGAAGAAGCAGUAGUCUAUUACAAGUCCUAGAAAAAUCUUGCGUCGGCGGUUACAUUCUGUUAUAUUCGCACACUUUGAAUUGGAUCUUGUCAUUUUGUGUAGGACUGUCUGGUUAAAAUAUGUAUAAGGUGUUCAGAGAAAGACCUUUUAAACAUUUCAUUUUGUUCAUGUUAGAAAUUCCAGUACCAGUAGUUUAAGAAAACAAGUAUGACAGGAUUGGAAAAUGUCAAUAGUUAUCUAUGAGCCAGUUGUCAAUGUUUGCUAUCAACAUCAGGGUUUUUAUGUUAAAACCACUGUACUGUCUUACUUCCAUGUGUCUUAUGUAGAUAACUGUGGAAUGUUGAAAUAUUUUUAU
Molecule: messenger RNA, 4710 nt
Organism: Scleropages formosus (Asian bonytongue)
Lineage: Eukaryota; Metazoa; Chordata; Actinopteri; Osteoglossiformes; Osteoglossidae
Product: centrosomal protein of 164 kDa-like
Exons: 29
Coding region: 185-3811 (1208 amino acids)
Biological process (GO): cilium assembly
Cellular component (GO): ciliary transition fiber; centrosome; centriole
Molecular function (GO): protein binding
Source: RefSeq, a predicted model, not a curated record